AUGGCGAAAUCGAUUAACCAUUUGAUUGCGGAUAUUGAAUACAUUCAUCAGUUGGUAUAUGAUUUAAAAACAAAUGAACUACAGCAAAUUUUAGAAGCUGUUAAGCAUAACAAAUCUGGUAGCAAACAAACUUUACGCAAACGUAUGUUAAACUUAUUAAGUGCACCUUCACCAAAAACAAAAGUUUUGAAACAAAAAAUUAUACAAGUCUAUAACUCUAGACCACAACAAAACCAGCAACCUCAACAACCACCGCAGCCACCGGUUGUACAACAGCCAAAUUUUUUACAGCGGUUUUUACGACAACCUCGAAACAACAUUCAAAUUCAUAGCCAACCUUAUACACCACCAAGACCAAAUCCUAUACAACCUUUCGUUGAAACCCCAAGUCCAACUAUACAAUUUGAGCACUUACCAUUCUUUAAGACAGUACAAACAUUAUUAAUGCCUAUGUACUGCCAGACUAAUAUUGAUUCUGCCAACUUUACUGGGCUAUUUUAUCUAACAGAUAAUGUUAGACAUUCUAUUGUUAAAUCAUGGAAUAUUGCCAGACAAGAAUAUAAAAUUCAAAUUAUUUUAAGAUUACUACAAGUUGGACGUGAUGAAAAUGUUACUGAACGUUUACCUUACAAUAUUACAGUUUCUGUUAAUGAUCGUCAAUGUAAGUUACCCAUAUUAAACAUCCCAACAAAAGCAGGCAUCACUCCGUGGCGGUGCAAUAUUCCUAUAGAUAUUACUCAACAAACGGAUUUAAGAAAUUGUUUACAGAACACAUUAAAAAUUACAUGGUCAGAAGAACCACACGAAUAUAUGGCUGGUGUUUAUGUGGCCAACAAAUUGACUUGGAAUGAUCUGCUUGUUGAACUUAAAAAAAGACCCGUACGCGCCUCAGAUAAAACUAAAGAACUCAUUAAAAAAUCUAUGGAAAAUGAUGCUGAUAUGGGUGUAGAUUCUAUGUUUGCCACUGUUAAGGAUCCAUUAACUAAAUUAAGAAUGCAACUUCCUGCUCGAGGUGUAGACUGUAUACAUUUACAGUGUUUCGAUGCAAUACAAUUUUUACAGAUGAAUGAACAAAAGCAAACAUGGACAUGCCCAUUAUGUAAAAAAAAACUUAAGUUUGAAAACAUUGAAGUUGAUGAGUUUUUUUUAAACGUGCUUCAAAGUCCAGAUUUAAGCGAAGAAUGUGAAAAUGUUGUUUUAUUAAAAGAUGGGACAUGGUCCGAAAGAAAAAAUAAAGAAUUUUCAAACAAUGCGAGAACAAAUGAUUAUGGAUCUACAAACAAUAUUGAAGUAUUUACAUUGUCAGAUUCUGAUGAUGAUAAUGAUGCAGAUGAUAGUGAUAGUGACGUAGACAAUUCUGAUAACGAUGUGAUUGUUUCAAAACCAAAACGUUUUAAAUAUGAUCCAUCAAAUGUGGAAGAAUCUGUGAUAAAAUCUGAACAUGUUAUAGAAACUGAAGAUGUAACAAAUCCUUCUGAAAGUGACCUUGUGUUAGACUUAAGUAUUAAAAACAAUUCAACGCCAUCGGUUUCUGGUAGUUUAAAGUAUGAACCCAUUGUUACAUUAAAUGACGAUUCUAAUCCAUCAACUUCAGCUGAUUCAAAGUAUGGACCAAUUAUUACGUUAAAUGACGAUUCUGAUCAAUCAACUUCAGGUAAUUCAAAGUAUGAACCAGUUAUUAUACUAAGUGACGAAUCUGAUUUACCACCAUUAAUGGAAUCAACCUCUAUGUUAAAUAAUCUUUACCUUCCUAACAUUUCAAUCUCAGGGCCCAAUAACUGUGUAGCUGGUAGCUCUAGGAGUAGUAGAAAUAAUAGACAUCAAGAAAAAAAUAAUUCAAGAUCGGUUUUAUGUGUUAUAACAUUAGAUUAA
Macrosiphum euphorbiae (potato aphid) is the source of this 1872-nucleotide messenger RNA. Lineage: Eukaryota; Metazoa; Arthropoda; Insecta; Hemiptera; Aphididae. The record is from the annotation of a GenBank genome assembly.